ACACACACCUGUGCCCACCAUGUUUCUUCUGAGAGAGGGAUGUGGACGAGAGAGCUGACCAUGUGGAGUGGGGCCCAGGAAGGGGAUACAAACUGUUAAGGAAAGCAGUCUGGGAACAAAUUCCCCCCCCCCCCCAGUGGAAAAGGGCGGGGGAGAAGUUGCCUUCAGCAGCACAGAAAGCCAGCCAUGGGCUGCGCUCCCAGCAUCCAUAUCUCGGACAGCAGGGUGGUCUACCACAGCAACAAAGAGCCUGAGGACUCGAACUCCUCACAGCAACAGCAAGGCCACCCUGUCCCUGGAUUAUUCAUUAAAUCCUCCAACACCUCCACCUACAAGUUAAGGACGAACCCCUCCAAGAAGGACAAGCGGGACCGCAACCGCAUGGAAGUGGAGACUCAGGCCGGCAGGUCCGGUGUUAAGGCAGUGGGAACAGAUGUGCAGUUUGGCCCAAUGAGACUCCACCAAGAUCAACUUCAGGUUCUUUUAGUAUUUGCCAAAGAAGACAACCAGAGUAAUGGGUUCUGCUGGGCAUGUGAGAGAGCUGGAUACCGGUGUAAUGUUGCCAGGACGCCUGAAUCUGCUCUUGAAUGUUUCCUGGAUAAGAACCAUGAAAUCAUCAUUAUUGAUCAUAGACAUUCGCGAUACUUUGAUGCAGAAUCACUAUGCAGGUCCAUUAGAUCAACAAAAUCAGCUGAAAACACUGUUAUUAUUGGUGUCGUGCGGAGGCAUGCAGAACGUGAAGAAUCCUCAAUAUUGCCCCUCAUUUCUGCUGGCUUCACAAGGAGGUACACAGAAAAUGCCAACAUCAUGGCCUGUUACAAUGAACUCAUUCAACUGGAAUUUGGAGAAGUCCGGGCACAAUUUAAACUAAGGGCUUGUAAUUCAAUAUUUACGGCAUUGGAGAAAAGUCAAGAAGCCAUUGAGAUCACAGGUGAAGACCAUGUAAUACAGUACAUCAACCCUGCAUUUGAAACAAUGAUGGGCUAUGAAAACGGCGAAUUAAUAGGAAAGGAAUUAACAGAAGUGCCUACAAAUGAAAAAAAAGCUGAUCUCCUUGAAACUAUUAAUUCUUGCAUCAAGAUCGAAAAGGAAUGGCAAGGAACAUAUUAUGCCAAAAAGAAAAACGGAGAGAGCAUACAGCAAAAUGUGAAAAUAAUACCUGUCAUUGGACAGGGAGGAAAAAUUAGACACUAUGUGUCGCUUAGCAGCCCAUGCAACGACAAUAAUAAGGGUGAAAAGACAUGCGAACGUGUUCAGGCUGAGUCCCAGACAGAUAUCCAGUCUUGCAGACACAAAGACAGGAGGAAAGGUUCUUUAGAUGUCAGAUCGACCACAUCUCGGGGCAGUGAUGGCAGUUCACAGAGAAGGCAUUCGUCUAUGGCCAGGAUACAUUCCAUGACUAUUGAAGCACCUAUUACUAAGGUGAUCAAUAUAAUCAAUGCUGCACAAGAAAGCAGUCCCAUGCCAGUUGCUGAGGCUUUGGAUCGGGUCCUUGAGAUUCUGAGGACCACCGAGCUAUACUCUCCCCAGCUUGGGACAAAAGAUGAAGACCCUCAUACAAGUGACCUUGUCGGAGGCUUGAUGACGGACGGUCUACGAAGAUUAUCAGGGAAUGAGUAUAUAUUAUCAGCAAAACAAACUCAUCAGGUUCCAGGCAGCUUAAUCUCGCCCAUCUCCCUUAAUGACAUCCCACCUCGAAUAGCACAAGCAAUGGAAAACGAAGAGCACUGGGACUUUAAUAUCUUUGAAUUGGAAGCAGCGACCCAUAAAAGGCCUUUGGUUUAUCUUGGUCUCAAAAUGUUUGCUCGCUUUGGGAUCUGUGAGUUCCUCAACUGUUCCGAAUCAACUCUGAGGUCAUGGCUGCAAAUUAUUGAAGCCAAUUAUCACUCAUCCAAUUCUUACCACAACUCGACCCAUGCUGCUGACGUCCUCCACGCCACAGCCUACUUCCUUUCUAAAGAAAGGGUAAAACAAACUUUGGAUCCCAUCGAUGAAGUUGCUGCCCUCCUUGCUGCCACCGUUCACGAUGUGGAUCACCCAGGCCGGACGAAUUCUUUCCUGUGUAACGCAGGAAGUGAGCUGGCCAUUUUGUACAAUGACACUGCAGUGCUGGAGAGCCAUCACGCCGCUUUGGCCUUCCAGCUCACCACACGGGACGAUAAAUGCAAUAUUUUUAAAAACAUGGAGCGGAACGAGUAUCGAACCCUCCGGCAAGCCAUUAUCGACAUGGUCCUGGCAACGGAAAUGACCAAGCACUUUGAACAUGUCAACAAGUUUGUCAACAGCAUCAACAAGCCUUUGGCAGCCCUUGAAGAGAAUGGAAGCACGAGCAACGAUGGCGACUCCAUCAAAAAUGUCCUCACGUCUCCUGAAAACCGAAUCCUGAUUAAGCGGAUGCUAAUUAAGUGUGCCGAUAUUUCCAACCCCUGCCGGGCGCUGGAGCAGUGUGUAGAGUGGGCCGGUCGCAUCUCUGAAGAAUAUUUUGCGCAGACGGAUGAGGAGAAAAGGCAAGGGUUGCCCGUGGUGAUGCCAGUUUUUGACAGGAAUACCUGUAGUAUCCCGAAAUCUCAAAUAUCGUUCAUUGAUUAUUUCAUCACCGACAUGUUCGAUGCGUGGGACGCAUUUGCAGACCUGCCGAAUUUGAUGCAACACCUGGACAACAACUUCAAAUACUGGAAGGGGCUGGAUGACAGGAAGCUACGGACUCUUCGGCCCCCGCCUGAAUAAGCCAUCAACCUCACCACUGAAUAUGUACUUUGGCCCAUCUGGAAAAACAUAUCCCUUCAAGUCCAGAUUUGAUGGUGCAUUUUCAGAUUGAUUUGGGUCUUUUCAGUAUUACAGUAAGGCCUUCCUGUACACAGCUUUGGGAGACUUUGGUGUUCCAGAAAGCCCUUGAGAUUAGCAGUAGGCACCUGCUAACUGCCAUGCAGGGACUUGGUCUUUAGUAAAGCCUUUCAAGUUUAAUUACACUGGAUUGCUUCAGUGCCUAUACUGGAGAGGGCUGAUGGGCAUUCUCUUUGCAUCAGAAUGUGAAGCUUGAAGGCAGACUCCUCUAAACGACUGAACAAGCAAUGGCGAAAAAUCCCAUGUGGACAAGUGGAUGCGUUCAUAAUGCUAACAAGGAUGCUUUUUCAUGAGCACUUCAAAGAAAAAUGACGUUGAACAAUCUAAUAUUUGACACACAGACCUUUUGUGAAGGAGUAUCAUUUUUUUUUGAUCUUCUGAAAAACGGACCUAUAUUUUUUAAUAUCACAGAAGGUGCAAAAUCAUUCACUGCUGGGCACUACUGAGAGCAAAGUCUCUUCAAAGAAAUUUCGUAGCAACUGUUGACAAACAACAGACCAACCCAACCCUGCGCAUUUCUUUCUUUCUUUUUUUUUGGAAAUUGAUUGUUAGGCCUCUAUGAUUAAAAUGUGUUUUAUUUAUUUUGUCAGAUGUUUAAUAUUUUCUAUGAAUUUAUAUUAAAAAAAAGACUUUAAAAGCCAAAGCCAACUUUAGACGCAUUACAGAUUUACAUGAUUCAUACUUGUUAUGCAUUUAAUUGAUGUACAAAAACCUUUUAUUUUCAUAAUGCAAAAUGCCGUACAAAUGAGGAGAGGACACAUUUUUAUUGCACUGUAAGGAUAGAUGCAUAUGUUGAAAUAUUGUCCAAUUCUAUGUUAAUUAAAAUAAGUUUUUUUUAAAAAAAACAACAACAACAAAGGAUCUCAUUGUAGAGGCAAAAAAAAAUGAAAUAAAAUGGAUAUAUCAUAUGAGCA
Heteronotia binoei (common prickly gecko) is the source of this 3758-nucleotide messenger RNA. RefSeq names its product phosphodiesterase 8A (gene PDE8A). The transcript has 22 exons. NCBI's taxonomy places the organism in Eukaryota, Metazoa, Chordata, Lepidosauria, Squamata, Gekkonidae. Gene Ontology annotation, molecular function: 3',5'-cyclic-AMP phosphodiesterase activity. Bases 187 to 2727 code for a protein of 846 amino acids. Gene Ontology annotation, biological process: cellular response to epidermal growth factor stimulus; positive regulation of ERK1 and ERK2 cascade; signal transduction. The record is from RefSeq and is a predicted model, not a curated record.